Betta splendens (Siamese fighting fish) is the source of this 2947-nucleotide messenger RNA. Its product is annotated as NLR family CARD domain-containing protein 3-like. Bases 1033 to 2724 code for a protein of 563 amino acids. NCBI's taxonomy places the organism in Eukaryota, Metazoa, Chordata, Actinopteri, Anabantiformes, Osphronemidae. The transcript is spliced from 2 exons. The record is from RefSeq and is a predicted model, not a curated record.
CUACAUUAUUGGUUGUAGAAGCAGCCUUAUUUUUUGUUCUAAUUCUGUUUCCUGUAAUAUGUUCUUUUUCUUCUUGUUGAUGGUGAGGUUCCUGGUGUAUCGCUGAUUUCCAUAAAGGUUGCCCACUCUUUCCUUACAUACCUGAUGAAGUCUUGAUCAUUGAGUAAUGAUGUAUUAAAUCUCCAAUUCCUGCUUGGUGGCGUAACUCUUUUAGUAAAAAAACAAACAAACAGGAACUGGUGCAUGAUCACUGACUGUGAUUGAGUGAAUACUGGUGUGGGAACAUCAGGUAGGACGAAUAGGAGUUAUUACUAAAUGUAAUCUAUACGGGAGUGGUGAACUGGGUCAGAAGGUGUAUUCCCUGGAGUUUUGGCGACAAAAACCACAGGUGUCACAAAGUCCAUAAUCAUCCAUGUACUGUUUUUGAGGAGUGGUCACAUUUGCAUUCCUCACACCUCCACACAGCACAUGAAGAGCCUGGCAACUGGCUGGUAAGUAACUAGCCAGAGUAGGGAAGGCGCCUGUAAAUUGACUGAAAUCAGUGAAAAUGAACCUCUCCAUCUGUCUGCACUAGUAUAUGUCUAGGUGACAAUGAGUGAAGCCUCUGAGGAGAUAGUAACAUGUACAGUAUGUCCAUGUCCAGUCAGGUGAUUGGGGAGACGACCACCUGUUCAGUGUGCGAGAAGGUUCUGAAGGACUGGGACCACUCUGACCCACCAGUGAAGCAGCUCUGUGCUGAGUGUGGAGCACAUUACAAGCAUGAGACAAACAAGGCCUCACGUACGUUCAACUACAUUAUUACAUUUGAAUAUAAUCACAUAAUGUUAACAUUAGAAACAAGCCUUAAUUGGUCAUUAUCACAUCUGUUGCAAUGUCACAACAAAAUUUGUUUUCUGCAUUGAACUCAUCCUCUGGGGGAGCAGUGGGCUGCCACCCAGGACACUCCUGGAGCCCUGGUGGGCCUGAAUCUGGCCACCUUGUGCUUCCCAAGGUGACAUCAUCACGAGAACAAAGAAGAAUCUCAAACAAGCAAUGCAAAAGAAAUUUGCUUUGACAUCUGAAGGCAAUGGUGAUGAGAAAAGCUCCCUGAACAGCGUCUACACGUCUCUGCACGUCACAGCUCAUGAACGCGAGGGGCCAGACGAGGAGCAUUCACUCAGAAUGAUGGAACGUAAAUUAAGAAGGCGAUCAUCGUGUGAAAGCUCAGUCAGACUCAGUGACAUCCUCAAACCGUCUCCAGACACACGGGUCAGAAUGUCUCUGACCAAGGGCGUCGCAGGCAUCGGGAAGUCCUUCGCUGUGCACAAAUUCAUCCUGGACUGGGCCGAGGAGCGGACGAACCAGGAGCUGGAGUUCAUUUUCUGUCUGACUUUCCGAGAGCUGAAUCUGAGUGGAGGAGAGACGAGCCUGCACCUGCUCCUGACUGAGUUCCACCCAGUGCUGAGCGACCUGAAGGAUCCACUGAGUUAUGUCCAAAGUGAGAUGCUGGUGGUUCUGGACGGUCUGGAUGAAAGCAGACUUCAGCUGGACUUUAACUCCUCGAAGGUGGUGAGAUCUGUGGAGGCAGUGGCUCCAAUGGGCGACCUGCUGGUCAACCUGAUCCAGGGAAACCUUCUGCCCCACGCACACCUGUGGAUCACAUCCCGUCCAGCAGCAUCCGCUCAGAUUCCAGCCAAGUUCAUCGAUGCGGUGACAGAGAUCAGAGGGUUCAGCGACGCUCAGAAGGAGGAAUACUUCAAAAGACGCUUCCGGCACGACUCCUGCCUUGCUGAAAGGAUCAUUUCACAGGUUCAGUCGUCACCGAGUCUGAGCAUCAUGUGCCAGAUCCCCGUCUUCUGCUGGAUUUCCACCAUGUUGUUUGAGGAGGUCUUCACAGGAGCCGACAGAGACACGAUCCCUCAGACUCUGACAGAGAUGAUGGCUCAUUUCCUGUUGACUCAGACCAAACACAGAAGCAGAAAAUACGAUGCCCACGCAGAGGAAAACAACCAGACGCUUCUGGAGAGACACCGAGAAUUUCUCCUGAAACUCGGCAAACUUGCGUUUGUUCAUCUGCAGGAGAACAAGCUGAUAUUCUACGAGGGCGACCUGGAGGAAUGUGGCCUCGAUGUGAAGGAAGUCUCUGUCUACUCUGGCUUCUAUAACGUAGUUCUAAGGGGGGAAAACCUGUUUUCCCAGAGGAAGGUUUUCUUCUUUGUGCAUCUGACCAUUCAAGAGUUCUUUGCUGCUCUCUACGUCUAUGAGUGUCUUAUGGAGCAGAACACCCCAGAGCUCUGCAGCUUCCUGGGUCUGAUGGACCCACACUGUGGUCUACCUGUACUUGAUCUUCUCAAGAAGAUCGUUGCCAAGGUGAUGGAGAAGAAGAACGGACACCUGGACUUCUUCCUGCGCUUCCUGCUUGGUCUCAUGAUUAAACAGAACCGUAGAGUUCUUCAGGGUCUGUUGACAUCACCAGACCCAAUCGAAGACACAGACAAGAAAACCCUGACCUACCUCAAAUCUAUCAGAAGAAAGACGGUCUCUCCAGACGGCUGCAUCAGUCUGUUCCAGGCGAUGGUGGAAAUGAGAGACCACAAAGUCAAAGACGAGAUCCAAGAAUACCUGACGCUGACGGAUCGUUCAAACACAGACCUGCCCCUGCUGCACUGCUCUGCUCUGGCCUACAUGCUGCAGGUGUCAAAGGACCACCUGGAGGUUCUGGACCUGAAGAGCUACAACACCUAAGACGAAGGCAGGAGGAGGCUGAUCCCAGCGGUGAAGAUCAGCAGAAAGGCCAUGUAGGUGUAAAGAUGUGUUUUCAGAGUUUGUGCAGCUGAUGGAGCAUAAAAACAAACGGUUUCCCUCCACCACUAGAUUAGCAGACUGCAGAGUGACAACAGAGUGGAUCCAACACCUGGUCAGUGGAUAGAUGGACAAACACAUGUAGACCCGUGUUACAGUGCCUGAA